Molecule: messenger RNA, 4437 nt
Organism: Tetranychus urticae (two-spotted spider mite)
Lineage: Eukaryota; Metazoa; Arthropoda; Arachnida; Trombidiformes; Tetranychidae
Biological process (GO): G protein-coupled receptor signaling pathway
Cellular component (GO): membrane
Molecular function (GO): G protein-coupled receptor activity
Source: RefSeq, a predicted model, not a curated record
UUAAUAGUGUGUUCAAGUCUGACUUUGAUUACAAAUUAAAUCGCUUGAAUCAAUAGGGAAAUAGGAAGAGAGAUUAACACUUUUUAAUUUCCUUGAGAGAUUAGGGUGGAGAAAAAGUUAUCCACCUUGAAUUAACGUUCAAUUCACAUGAUAUAAAAUUAUAUUUUUCACCAAAGUCGCUUCUUGUCAAUGAUUUUCAAUCUUUUUUACUUCUUCUUGCUUUCUUAACUCUUCUCCUCCCUUCAACUCCCUUUUAUCAUCUUUUACCAUCAUCUUGAUCAUCAAGUAAAUCAUCAUUCUUAUCCUAUUCUGUUUCAUCUUCUGGUCAGAUAUUCAUAUUGUUUAAAUGAAAAUAGUAAAGUUCAAUCUCAUCUUUAUAAAGCUUUUUCAAUUCUCAACAAAUGGCGUUAAAUUAAUUCAAUCACCUUAUCAAGUUAACAGUUGAAAAAGUGUCUACAUUACAUCUUGCAAGUUUGGUUCUCACACAACUCACCGGUUAAAAUGGAAAAUUAAAAGCAAUCGUUUCAAUUUUACCAAAUCUUCGGUAAAUUACAAAGGAUUAAGAUAAAUUUUGACGCCAAUCUGUCGCAGUUUUUGUUACCAAUUUGUUUUGUUUAACCAGUUUAAUUAUGUUGAUCAGAUGAUAUGAGACAACCGUGGAUAUGAUCAAUCCAUUUGCCGUUUUUCCUGCCACCAGGCUUAACCAGAAACCUAGCAAUAAAUUUUUUGGUAUCAAUGAUCAAAUUGGUUUAGUAGUGUUCCUUUACCUUCAAUGGAUUUUAUUAAGUGCCUUAUUCACAUUAACAUUGUCCGAGGUAUUGCCACCAGAUGAUUAUCAUGGUCACUCCUAUCGUCGUUAUCGUCAAACAUCAUCCGCACCUUCAUCUCUGUCCACAACAAUAGAUACCUCAUCAACUUCACUGCCAUCACCUUUGUUAACCCCACCAACACCAUCAGAACCCUCAUUUUCAUCUUCAUCACCAUCUUUUGUCCCUACUUCAACACCCUUUACAGCUCAUUCAAAUUCACCUAAACGCAAACCUCUCAAUGAUCCUCGUCUAAUUGUUUAUCCAGGAGAUUUAAAUGUCGCCCUUCUCAUCAAUUCACACCAAUCUCUUACACCUGGACAAUGUAGUGAUCAAGUUAAUCUAUCUGCUGUCCGAAGUGCAAUGGCGGCUAUAUGGGCAAUCCAUCAAAUUAAUGUUAACCAAAAUGCAAGUCAACUCAAAUUAGGAUUAUAUCUUUAUGAUACAUGUUCAGAUGAAUCUAUUUCCGAGAGACAAACAGUCAGAAUAUUAUCUCAUCUCGAUGAUAUUCAAUCAAAAACUUGUCUUAAAGACAGAGAAUCACCAUUAAUAGGAGCCAUUUCUUCUGGAAAAUUGUAUCGAUCAACAUUGAACCUUUUCACCAGCUUCCAAGUUCCUAUCAUAACAACCCAGGAACAAGAUCCUAUGGAAAUACCGGGAACCACUUUAUUCACUGUUGCCUCUUCAUUGAAAUAUCUGUCCAAAGCCGUUAUGGGACUGUUGAACAAGCUAAACUGGUCUCAGGCCACUCUGGUUGUGUCGGAUGAGGUUCCUCUCUAUUAUACCAAAGUAUUGGAAGAUAUUGCCACUAAAGUUAGAUUUAACGUACAAAAUUCACCAAUUGAAUCAACAGUUGAUUACCCAAAUGAAGCAAACAAACGAGACUCAACCAAUAAGGCAAAUGUUAAAAAUACGAUACUCUUUUUAAGUUCAGAGGAAACACUGAAGCUCUUUUCUAGUCUAAAAACGGUGGUUCCUCCCGAUUCGGAAGACUUUGAUUGGAUUGUUGUCACAAGUCAAGAUAUUUCAGCUCAAAUUGCACACCUUUACAGCUCAAAAGAAUCAUCUGGUUGCCACACAAAACCUUUGUAUCUCAUUUUACCUCAACAUGAAUCAACUCCAGAGCUUCAUGAUUUCCUAUCAGCUGAAUUAUCCUCAAUGGGUGACUCUAUUGAUCCUUUAUUUCGUGAGCUUUUGGAGUCGGCAACAUUUACACCAUCAUCAUCAUCAUCACCCAAUGAUUCCUCCUCAUCAACCUUUUCCUCUUCUCAUUAUCUCUUUUCAUCAAUGAUUAAAUCUGUCUGGUCUUAUGGAUUGGCAUUGCGAUCAUAUGAACGUAAAUAUUGUACACUUAAAGGUCCAUCCUACGAUUGUUCACCGUCUCAGGGAGUUUCUCUAGUUAAUCUUAUUCAAUCCGAGUUAAUGUCAAUUAAUGGGACAAUCAAUGAUUCUGGAUUUGCUUCGCUUAAUGGCUUUAAAUUGCAUUAUGAUGAUGAACACUAUUUAGUUAGUAAUCGUUAUGGACUAAAGGCUAUCACAUCAAACUGCCAAAUAAUGGACAUGGGCUAUUUUGAGGAUGGAGUUUUAUUUAACCGUGAAGCAAGACAGUCUGGAGGUUCAUCAAAGUCAACUGGAGAUCAAUUCAAGUCAGUUUCUCGAGAUGAAGAGUUUUUUGAAUCAGAAUCACCCAAUUCAAAUAGUAUACCUGCUUCUUUGGUUGUUGAUGAUAAAGAAGUUUCAAGUAAUAAUCUUUCCGAUUCACCUUCAAGUCAGCUACCAUCUUAUGGUCGACCUUUUAUCAAGCCUUUACCCUCUGAUUAUGUUUUGAGAUUGAAGCCCAUGUCUUCAGGAAUUGAUACCAGAAAUGAAAUGAAAUCAGCUACUGAAAAGACAAUCGGAAAUCAACAUCGACCCAUUGAAUCUGGAACAUCUUCACCCGGUGUUAACAGUAAACAAAUGAUUGAAAGAAAUUCAAUUGUUCGUACAAAUAGAUUAUCAUUGGCAAAUGAUGAAAUAGUGAGAAAACGUUACUCUUCAUUUUAUUCGUGGUUAGGCCACUCUUGGACAGUAACAAUCAUUUCUCUCAAUGUAAUUGGCAUCUUGAUUGCUCUUUAUACCUUUACAUACAUUUUGAUGAAAUCAUGUGAAGGAGCAUUUAAAAAAUCAAAUCAAGAUUUGGCCACCUUUCACAUACUAUCAAUCAUCAUUGUUUACUUUGGUGCUAUUUUAUAUGUAUUUCCACCAACAAUAUUGAUGUGCUCAUUGCGGACAAGCAUCCAUAAUAUAUCUUGUACAAUGUUAUUUGGCAGUCUACUUCAACGUGGAAUGUAUUUGCGAGCUCAAAAGUGGAUUGGUCUUGGCGGAAAAAUAUCUAAACUAAAUCAAUGUUUAACCUUGCUUUUUAUCAUUGGAAUUCAAUUAGCUCUGGAAAUGCAACGUUGGGCAUAUGAAUCUCCAUGGUCUAAUGAUGCUCUUUAUCGUCUACCUAAAGAGUGUUCACCCAAUUCUAAGGACUACAUAUUAUCUCAAUCUUAUUUAAUUUUGAUUAGCACAUUAUUAAUCAUGGUCUCUUGGUCAGCUCGUCAUCAACCAUUUGCAUUUAAGGAUGGCAAACAUAUCUUCAUUACAAGUACAAUUAUAUUUCCAGUUUACAUGUUUUCCGUUAUUCUUGUUGACAAUCUUACUGAAUCUCCUGAAACUGGAUCAUCCAAUUUAUCAUUGACUGACCAACAAGCAAAUCCUCGAUUAACAAGUAAUCGUCUAAAUUUGGAAAAUUAUGCCAUUUAUCGGGAUAUAAUAACAUCACUAGCAAUGAUUCUGAUGGCUUCUGCGUCUCUUUUUGGUAUCUUUGGACCAAUCAUUUAUACCAUUCAAAAAUAUGGCAUUUUACCUCCAAAAAAUGGUUCCUAUGCUGAAUCCUUGUCUACAGCAUUUACUCUGUUUAGAGGACUUGAAGGAAGCGGAGGAGGAGGCCAACGGGAAAACAGUUUAUUAGAUAGAUUAUCAAAUGUUGAUAGUUCAAGUAAUACAACCGAAGGCUCAAUUGGUCGGAGUAAAAAUAAAUUGACCAAAAGAUCAGACAUUUUCCCUUAUAUUAUUGGACCAACGGCAAAUUUCAAGUUUGGUCUGAAACCAGGAAUUAGAGAUAGAACGACAUGCCCCUUUAAUCAUUGUCAUAAUCAUCUUAAUUGUAAUUUUGGUGAAUGUUCUCAUAUUGAGAAAGGAUUGAUAAAAAAUCCCCUUUAUGAGGAUCAAGGUUUUCGUUCAGCUUAUCCAUGAAUUCAGAUGGUUAUGCAAACAUAUCCGUAGUUUAUUAAGUUAAAUGUUGCCAGAUUAUCUUAAAUUUUAUCAUUAUUAAAAAUUAUUUCAGUCUAUUUACAUUGAACGACAAAAUCUAAUGCUUUUCAUUAGACGAAUGAUAUUGAAGGUUGAAAUUGGCAAAAAAAGUAUGUAACUCUUUUUCAAUGUUAAUUUACUGUAAAAUUUAUUUUGUAAAAGCAAUUCUAAUGAGAAAAAUCAGUUUUUUAAUCAUCUUCAUUUGCCAAUUAUCAGGCCAACUUUCAUCUUCAUAAAUCAUGACUUGUAUCAUAAACUUGUAAAUAAAUUUAAUCACUUGAAUCCAAUUUAUUAA